Molecule: messenger RNA, 2815 nt
Organism: Eurypyga helias (sunbittern)
Lineage: Eukaryota; Metazoa; Chordata; Aves; Eurypygiformes; Eurypygidae
Gene: DUSP7
Product: dual specificity phosphatase 7
Exons: 2
Biological process (GO): protein dephosphorylation; negative regulation of MAPK cascade
Cellular component (GO): cytoplasm; cytosol
Molecular function (GO): MAP kinase tyrosine/serine/threonine phosphatase activity; protein tyrosine/threonine phosphatase activity
Source: RefSeq, a predicted model, not a curated record
GUGGCUUUAACAAGUUUCAGACCGAGUAUUCGGAGCACUGCGAGACGAACCUUGACAGCUCCUCACCCAGCAACUCUCCCCCAGCAUCGGUCCUUGGACUGGGAGGGCUGCGGAUAAGCUCCGACUGCUCGGAUGGCGAAUCUGACCGGGAACCCAGCAGUGCCACGGAGUCAGACGGGAGCCCCAUCCCUAACAAUCAGCCUGCCUUUCCGGUCCAGAUCCUACCUUACCUGUACCUGGGCUGUGCCAAAGAUUCAACCAACUUGGACGUCCUGGGCAAAUACGGCAUUAAAUACAUCCUGAAUGUGACUCCCAACCUGCCAAACAUGUUUGAGCACGAUGGAGAGUUCAAGUACAAGCAGAUCCCCAUCUCAGAUCACUGGAGCCAGAACCUCUCGCAGUUCUUUCCUGAGGCCAUUGCUUUCAUUGAUGAGGCCCGUUCCAAGAAGUGUGGGAUCCUUGUUCACUGCCUCGCUGGCAUCAGCCGGUCCGUAACGGUCACUGUCGCCUACUUGAUGCAAAAACUCAACUUGUCCCUGAACGAUGCUUAUGACUUUGUGAAAAGGAAAAAAUCCAACAUUUCCCCAAACUUUAACUUCAUGGGCCAGCUCCUGGACUUUGAGAGGACUCUGGGACUCAACAGCCCUUGCGACAACCGCUCGCCCAGCGAACAGCUCUACUUCACCACCCCCACCAACCACAACCUGUUUCAGCUGAACACUCUGGAGUCCACAUGAAGGGGAUGCCGCCUGGCCGGGAACUCGAGCACCGAAUCGCUUCUCUUGAGCAUUUCAACUCUUACAACAGUAUCUGUCUUGCCAGGCAGCUCUGAAACGACUAGCUUCUCUGCGCAGAGGUGCCUGGUCGCUGCUUUAAGGAGGCUCGUGCCGUUCAUUAGCGUCCUGAUCAAAGUGGUUUGAAGAGGUAGUCUUUUUGUGGGGGGUUAUUUAAUGGGGGCGAUGUUACGGCGUUGCGAACGCAGCUGUUACCGGCAAUAACCGCUUUCCUGGGUGCAUUGGGACUGUCGGAGCGCGCACACACAUGAAGAGCUACCGGGGUUAGCUCGCUGUGGAAAGCGAGGAGAUUUAUGCACUUGGAAACCUUGAACAAAAGGUUUUGGGCCAAGACUGUUUUAAAACCCAAGUUUACUUUUUUGAUUUUAAAAAAAAAAGGUAGAUCUUACUCGAGCUUUGGGUUCAAACUUUUAAAAUAUGUAAGUUCCUGACUGUUUGUACAGACGAGGUUGCAAAACCAGUAUUUUAUUCUGUUUCUUGUUUGAUCAUUUAUUAUUUUUUUUUAAUCAAAUGUUUAUAUUGACCAAAUGCAUUUUGCACACUUCGUGAAGCCUUGGUAUGUCCUGGCAUAUUACUGGGUACUCCGGAGAGAGAUACAUGCUGCUGCUGUUGUCGUUAGCAUCUGGUAGGAAGCUUUGUUAAUGUGUGAAGGCCAGUUGGGCUUAAACGCAACCCCUUCACCACUCCUGCACUCACAAUCACAAACUCUGCACUGAUUCAGCCAAGGUGACUAAGCCGCAAGCUUUUUUUUUUUUAAUGCCACCCCUGCCAAAAACACUGUUUGCUGUUGCCAGAGGUAAAACUCUUGUAGCCUCCAGAGUUGGUAGAAGCAUGUCUGAGCCCAGCUUCGUUCUCUGCUGCCUGUUGACUGACUUAACGCCAUCCAGCUGGCCCGAAACCAUUCCAGCUUCCCGAGUACAGAAGGUAGUUGUGAUGUUGGCGUCUCUCGUGCCCGCUGGAUUCUCUCCCACGUGCGCGGGGCAGAGGGGGUAACGCAGCGAGCGCCUGGAGCAGAGAGAGGAGUGCGUAGCGGGACGGGACUGAAUCGUCACGCACGGAGCACGUGAGGGGAGUGAAGAGAUGUGGAAAUGAUGACAAGAGUGUUGUAACAGAAUUUUUUUAUAUAUAUAUGAAUAUAUAUAUUAACUGGCAAAUUCGGAGAUGAUUGGAGCUUUCAACAGAGGUUCUGAUUUUUUUUUUCUUCCUCUUUCAAAUAACUUUAUGCUGUGCCUUCUAUUCUGAGAAGACUUGUUUAUAUUUCUGGCUAGUGUUUGGCAAACACCUUAUACCGAGCCGGGAGGGGGAGGAAGUGGUAAUAAUUUCUGGGAGGAGGGCAGAAUGGAUUUGGAGGUUUCUUUAUUGGCUGCAAUGUAGUCCCUCCUUUCUCCCCCCUCCCUGUCCACUUUAACUCUCAUGUAACUUAAAAAAAAAAAAAGCCACGGAUUUUUUCUAUAUAUCCAGUUUUUUGUACUUUUUUCAAGAAAAAGAAGAAAAUAAUUAAAAAAAAUCUCCAUCUGGAGGAAUGUUUGACGCUGUCGCAUCCUGAAACCGUUCUUUUUGUUAAAGAUGUUAUCAGAAUGUUGGAAUGAGCUUCUUUCUUGUUUUCCGGUUGUUUAUUGUUUGUUUGUUUGUUCGUUGGGUUUUGUUUGCAACAACGUUGGGAUCGUGGGUCAUAGGAAGGGAGAAUGGGCGUAAGUACGGUUGCGAGUGAGAAAAUUUUGAGAAUAUCCUAAUUGCAUCUUACCUCAUGGAGGAAUUUAUUUUUUCAGGGAUUUUUUGACAGUGCAUCUGUAUUGCAUUGCAGCUAAGCUGGUUUGUAAAGGCUUCCUGUGCUGUUAGUGGUCUUUCUCCUUUAAAGAAAAAACAAAGAUGCAUCCUCUGAUUAGUACAAAUGAGAGCUUGUUAGUGAGGAAUGGUUCUGCUUUCUGAGUUAUGAAGGAAAAUUAGUGACCCUAUAUAUACUGAUCCAAUAUUGGGACUUUGUUUAUAUUGCAAAUAAAUAUUAUUUUUUCUUUAAAGAU